Colletotrichum spaethianum is the source of this 2394-nucleotide messenger RNA. RefSeq names its product putative serine/threonine-protein phosphatase. Bases 1 to 2394 code for a protein of 797 amino acids. Gene Ontology annotation, biological process: protein targeting to vacuole; protein phosphorylation; macroautophagy. Lineage: Eukaryota; Fungi; Ascomycota; Sordariomycetes; Glomerellales; Glomerellaceae. Gene Ontology annotation, molecular function: protein serine/threonine kinase activity; protein binding. The transcript has a single exon. The record is from RefSeq and is a predicted model, not a curated record. Gene Ontology annotation, cellular component: nucleus-vacuole junction; phosphatidylinositol 3-kinase complex, class III, type II; late endosome.
AUGCCUGACUUUUCGGAACUCAGCUUGCUGGACGCCCUAAAGCGGCCAAUGUCAAGGGCUGUCCUUGACCAGGCCGUGAUCUGGGCACUCAAGACUGACAAGGGUGUAUUCUGGAAACUAUCACAGCAACUUCGUUCGUUCUCCUUUGGAUCGCUUCCGAAGACUAUAAGCAGCCGGUCGUCUAAGGACACACUGAGCAAAAUCAAUCGGAACGACGAGGAUGAGCUGUGGCUCGGACGGUUGCGAAAUCUUGGACUUGGACCCGAUGAUGAGUUCAAACUCCUCGUUCUGCGGGAGUUCAUCUGGCGUAUUAGCAGAAUGAAGUCGCGGGAUGUUAUGGAGAGCGAGCCAGCUAAGCUCAAUGAGGUGAUAUCCCUAAAAAGCCUCGGUAUCACUCCGCAGACGGUCUUCUUCGAUGACGAGGAGCCACUACAGCAGUCGACUUUCACACCCGAUACAGCCCAAAAGGGCCCAUACACGAUCGCGGAUGCUCUGUUGGAUGCGUCCAUGACCAUCGAUGACUCAACAGGAAGAAGACGGUUUGCCGCGCUCAACAGUCUACGCACUCGUGUAGUGGAAGACAGAGGCUCCUCUUCACGCGAUGCUUCCAGAGCAAGAUCGAUCGACCCAUCAAGAAGAGCAUCAACCGGACAGGGCAAGCUGACAGUCGGGAGCCCGACCGAUGACGGAGGCUCAGUACACGAUCAACCGUAUGCAUCUCGGAGGGCGAUCCGUCACCAAGCGAGCGCUUUGAGUCUCCUAGACCGAAAAGAUAGCAACAAGAGCGUGCCAGAGACCGGAAUGUCUGGCACUAAUGCAUUUGGCCAAGUCGAGGGUCCCUUCGCCCAGGCUCCGCUUGCUCGACCAAACGCACAGGAUCGUCGAACUAGCACUGCGAGUGUUAUAACCAAGCUGAAGCCCAACCACUCUUACGAAGGCACGGAUCCCAGCAUUCUCAAAAUGCUCGACUCAAUGUACCAGGAUAACUACCCGCACGACAUCGUCGAGUUUGGACCGAUGGUCACCCCUAUUACUCGCCGCAGAACCAACCGUUCUGUGGGCCAGCCGGGUGACGAGCCAUGGCGCCCACAAGGGCGGAUGGUUGCUACGUUCGCGGAACACACCGGCGCUAUCAAUCGUUUGGUGGUGUCGCCAGACCAUGUCUUCUUCAUCACGGGAGGCGACGAUGGAACUGUCAAGGUCUGGGAUAGUGCCCGGCUUGAGAAGAACAUUACCCAUCGAUCAAGACAGACCCAUAAGCAUGCUGAUGGGGCCAGGGUGCUUGCGCUGUGCUUCAUCGAGAAUACGCACUGCUUUAUCAGCUGCGCAAGUGAUGGAAGUGUCCACAUUGUCAAAGCCGAGACUGUCGCGGCGAGUGGCACCUUGCGGUAUGGGAAGCUCCGUCUCCUCCGGGAGUACCAGUUGCCAGAAGACGAGUACGCAGUGUGGUGUGAGCACUUCAAGUUUGAGUCGACGUCAGUCAUGUUGCUCGCGACGAACCGAUCACGAAUCUUGGGCAUCGAUCUCCGUACAAUGUCUCUACUCUACGCACUCGAGAACCCCGUUCAUCACGGCACACCUACAUGCUUCUGCGUGGACCGCAAGAGGAACUGGCUAUGCGUCGGUACUACUCAUGGAGUGCUCGACCUGUGGGACUUGAGAUUCCGCAUGAGACUGAAGGGUUGGGGUGUUCCUGGUAAGAGCUCGAUUUACAGGCUCUCCAUCCAUCCCAGCAAGGGACGAGGCAAAUGGGUUUGUGUGGCUGGCGGAACAGGACAGGGUGAGGUUACAGUUUGGGACCUCGAACGUACGAUUUGCAGAGAGAUAUACCGCGUCGGAGGCAACAAGGAGGGUCCUAAGGGAUACGAGUCCUGGGACGUGGACGAGGACAAGCCGGAAGGCAUGCUUGGGCGGUUCGCUACAAACAUUGAGCCGAGCGGCACCGGGAACACGGAUCGUGGUGUUCGUGCUAUGAUAGCGGGCACUGGCGCCUCGGAGGAUUCGCGCGACGUACGGCACGCGUUCAUCGUCACCGGCGGGUCGGACAAAAAGCUUCGGUUCUGGGACUUAUCUCGAAUCGAGAGCUCGGUCGUCUAUAGCGGACUACAAGUGGAAGAUCCGAAACCAACAUUCACGGCAUCUCACCCGACGACGUCGAUGACGCUCAACACGGAGAGGAUUCCUAGGCAAGCGCCAACGGCGCCAAAUGCUGCUGUCAGCGGAAAGGGCACCACAGGUAGCGGGAGACCACCGCGAUCUACGGUUAUAUCGCUUCAGCAGCAGCAACUUCUGCGGUCACACCUGGACUCGAUCAUGGAUGUUGCGUUGCUGGAGCUGCCGUACAGCAUGACGCUCUCGGUGGACAGGUCUGGAGUGGUGUUUGUGUUUUCAUAG